Messenger RNA from Antechinus flavipes (yellow-footed antechinus), 1149 nucleotides. It is a transcript of the gene ASTL, whose product is annotated as astacin like metalloendopeptidase. The record is from RefSeq and is a predicted model, not a curated record. NCBI's taxonomy places the organism in Eukaryota, Metazoa, Chordata, Mammalia, Dasyuromorphia, Dasyuridae. The transcript is spliced from 5 exons. The coding region runs from base 132 to 833 and encodes 233 amino acids. Gene Ontology annotation, molecular function: metalloendopeptidase activity; zinc ion binding. Gene Ontology annotation, biological process: proteolysis.
UCCUUGAAUACCUGGAUUUUCUUCAAAAACUGGUCCUGUGUGUGACUAUAUACCUUCCUAGACUUUUUGGGUUAUUAGGGAUAAAGUGCAUUUGGCUUGCUAUUGGUAGACUAGAACAGGAGGUAAAAGACAUGAACAUUUUGAGGCUUGGGUGGGUCCUUAUCUUUUUUUUUUUUUUUUUUUUAAAUCCUCAGCGUCCCUUCCAGCUGUUUUCUGCUGCCAGUUUCAAAUGGCCCAAGAAGGAUGGAAUAGUAAAGAUCCCAUAUCUUUUCUCCAGCAAAUAUGAUCAGCCCAGCCGAGAAGUCAUUCUGGAGGCUUUUGCUGACUUUGAGCACUUCACUUGUGUUAAGUUUGUUCCUCGGACAAACCAGAAGGACUUUGUUUCCAUCAUUCCCAUGUCUGGGUGCUUCUCCAGCGUGGGACACAGUGGCGGGAUGCAGGUGGCCUCUCUGGCCCCCUUCUGCCUCCAGAAGGGUAAAGGUAUCGUGCUGCAUGAGCUCAUGCAUGUGCUGGGAUUCUGGCAUGAGCAUUCCCGCGCCGAUCGGGACCGUUACAUCCACAUCUCCUGGAAAGAGAUCCGGCCAGGCUUCGAAAUCAACUUCAUCAAAUCCCAGAACAGCAACAUGCUUGUGCCUUAUGACUACACAUCAGUGAUGCACUAUGGGCGAUAUGCUUUUAGCAAGAGCGGUAACACUACCAUCCUGCCACUGGCUGGACCGGACAUUCCCAUUGGUCAGCGGUGGAACCUAAGCACUUCAGACAUCGUUCGGAUCAAUAGGCUUUAUGAAUGCAGCCAGACCGUGAAAGAUUCAGGUAAGAAAGAGGAACCAUAGGGAGAGAGGCAACAUAAAUAGGUGGCUGGCCCCUAAGCUUACAAAGAAAAGAUGAGUCACUCAUCACUCUAUAAGAAAAAGGAAAAGUCAGGAGAAAUGGGUUGGAGGAUGGAGCCAGAAUGAGAAGGGGUAUCCUUUAGGAAGCCAUCUAGACCAAUAGAUCUAAUACAGGGAUCCCUUCUCCAGAUCCUGGGAAGGUAGUUUCUGGUUGAAUACUUAGGGUGAUGAGAUGUUCCCUUCCUGAGAAGACAGCCCAUUUUAUUGUUAAUGUAGGUAAUAUUUAAAAAUUUCUUCUAAAUUCUACCUCCCUUCAACA